AUUGUUGCGAGUUAAAGCAGAAUCCUUGGUUCUGCAUCGACCCAGCAAUGCCAAAGAAGUGGAGGGUGAAAGUGCGCCCCCCCUUGGUGUGGAGGCCGAAGCGCACAAAGCCUGCCUCGGAGGCAAGUGCGGCAAGUACAGAGGUCUCAAGUGAAGACCGUCCAGUUGUUGCAACUGACUCGGAGAGAAGCGACAGUGCAUUGAGUGAAGCAAGGAGGCAGUUGCAGCUAGCAAUUGAAGCAGCGGAGUCUUUCGUCCAGCAGAAUCGCUAUGCGCUGUUGCAGGAUGAGGUGCAAUCGCUGCUCACCUUGUGUGCCGUCCCUCAGGGCAACUUGCUGAGCCUUGCGCAGUACAGCGGCAUGAAGCUCAGCGUGAUUUCCAACUCGGAAAUCAGGUACCAAGGAAUUCUCCACUCUAUUUGUUGGGAGGAGAAAUCGAUGACCCUGGAGACGGUGAGAUGCUUCGGCACAGAGCAGAGGAAGGCGCCCAGGUUUCGGUUUCCGCUGUGGAAGGGUUACCAAGAGUACGUUUCCUUUCCAGAGCAGGAUAUCAAAAGCAUCAGCUUUGAUGGCGAAGGCUCCAGUAUCAAGGUUUGGCCACCUCAAAAUCCAAUUCGAGUGAGACAAUGCCUCACAUCAGCGAAAAGUGAGCUGCACAGCAUUGUCAAAGACAAGGAGGCGGGGCCUGAAGAGAAGCUUGCUUGCUUGAAGACAUUUGCGAUGAACUUGGAUCACGACGAGGUGCUGAGCCUCGAAGACAAGGACUUUUUUAUGGACUCGGUCCUUAAAUUGGAGGCCGAGCGCUUUCGCUUGGAGGAUGCUCGGAUGCGUGAAGCAGCUGACAGAGCUGCAGAAGGCACGGAGCUGGAGGAGGAGGAGGAGGAGCGCAGCCAGGCAAAGUUGAGUAUUUGGCAAUGCUGCGUGCAGAUCAAGGAGGUGGUCCAUGCGGUUGGGCAGCUUUUGUCCUCCAACAAGAAGGUCCGGCACCUCAUUGUGCACGAGCCUUUGAUUUCAAGUUAUGGUGAGGACCUUUGGCUGAGGCCUUGGCCUUUCCCUGAGCAGGAUCCACGCGCAGGACACAGGCGAGUGCAAAGUUAUGGAUCUUCCAAUGCCGGCAAAGAAGUCUACGUUUCUUGCCGCCGGUAGUGAACAGUUGGCGGCGCUCGCAGAAGCGGGAUUUGUAGAUUCUCGCAGUUUCUCCUGGCAAUAAGCGACGAACAACGUCGUGGCUUGUUAUUGCGUUUAGUCUAGAGUCUUGAUUGUUUGAAGCAGUUUGAAGAA
Durusdinium trenchii is the source of this 1280-nucleotide messenger RNA. The record is from the annotation of a GenBank genome assembly. Lineage: Eukaryota; Dinophyceae; Suessiales; Symbiodiniaceae.